Molecule: messenger RNA, 1596 nt
Organism: Myotis davidii
Lineage: Eukaryota; Metazoa; Chordata; Mammalia; Chiroptera; Vespertilionidae
Gene: RSPH6A
Product: radial spoke head 6 homolog A (Chlamydomonas)
Exons: 1
Coding region: 678-902 (74 amino acids)
Biological process (GO): cilium movement involved in cell motility; cilium assembly; axoneme assembly
Cellular component (GO): radial spoke; axoneme
Source: RefSeq, a predicted model, not a curated record
AUUUUAAUUAGAAAUACCUGACCUAUAUCCACAGUUCACAACCUUUACAAUUGCAAAAGUAGACUCGUGUACUCAAGUUGUCCCAGUCAUACUUAGAUGUUUCCAAUACUGAAUUGAGUAUUGGCUUCACUGUUUAAAUUUAAAUGAAUUAAAACUAAGUAAAAAUACACUCCCCCCAACAACAGCAGAAUACAGAUUCUUCUCAAGUGCGCAUGGAACAUUCCCCAGGAGAGACCAUAUGCGAGGCCAUGAGACAAGUCUUAAUGGAUUUGAAAGGAUCGGUCAUAGAAAAUAAGUUUUCUGACAACACUGGGAUGCAAUUAGAAAUCAGUAACAGAAGGAAAUUCACACACAUGUAGAAACCAACACAUUCCUGAGUCGCCAAUGGGUCAUAGAAGAAAUGAAAUUAGAAAAGUAAAUGCAUUCAGUGUUUGGGGUGUACUGGCCACGUUUCACGUGCGCCGUAGCCGCCGCUGGACACAGUCUGGCCCUUAAUAUCUGCACAGUAUUUAAGGAACAAAUGAACAGAACGGCCCAGUGGGCACACUUCUCCCUACCCCACACCACUUUUCCAUCCUGCUGUGUCUGCGCUGACUCCCACCCUAAGGACCUGUAGGCGGGGGCCUGGGAGGGAGGACUUCCCAGUAUCUCACUGCCCCUCCAGGAAGUUUGAGAACAUGUACAUCGGCUGGGGCCACAAGUACAGUCCAGACAACUUCAACCCGAUGCUGCCGCCGCCCAUCCAGCAAGAGUACCCCAGCGGCCUGGAGAUCAUGGAGAUGAGCGACCCCACGGUGGAGGAGGAGCAGGCCCUGAAAGCCGCCCAGGAGCAGGCCCUGGCGGCUGCGGAGGAAGAGGAAGAGGAUGAGGAGGAAGAUGAGGACGAGGACCCCGAGGACUGAGGCCCGACAGGCCCCUCCCCCGAACCGGGUAGAUAGAUAGAUAGCGCGUUGUUCCUUAUACAUAGUUUAUGAGCUAUUUUUUCACUGUUAGUUUGCUCUCUGCCCCUCGAAGGCAGCUGCUCUGAAUGAAAUGUUCCCAUGGCAUUACGACCCGGUCAUUUAUUCAUUUGCUCACCAAUCGGUUGGCACGACCUCCUCAUCCGGGCUCUCGGGCUCUGCUGGGAACACUGACACUGCUCUGCAUAGUCUCUCCCCUCUGUUUCAUUUACUCAUUCACCUGGACACGAAAUGCCUCUGUGAGCCUAGGCCUGUGUGCUCAGUUGGUGGGAGCGUUGUCCUGUGCUCCGAGGGUUCUAUUUCCUGUCAGGGCACAUACCUAGGUUGCAGGUUCGAUCCCGGGAGGGGGCGAAUACACAGGAUGCAACCAGGGAGGCAACCGACCGAGGUUUCUCUCCUUUCCCCUCUCUCUAAAUGGGCAUGUCCUUGGGUGAGGAUUUAAAUAUUAAAAAUAAAAUAAAAAGCCUCCUGUCAGCUCAGUCCAGCCCAGGGGACACAGAGAUGACCAAGCAGCCUCUGCUUUCUCAUGGUUCUUACUCUACAGGGGAGAUGGGAGCGUCCCAGGCAAUGACAACCCAGAUGGUGCUGCCCGGAGGACUGACAGAGCCCCUCAGCUGGCUCUUAAAGGGUCAGGAGC